Molecule: messenger RNA, 1560 nt
Organism: Acanthosepion pharaonis
Lineage: Eukaryota; Metazoa; Mollusca; Cephalopoda; Sepiida; Sepiidae
Source: the annotation of a GenBank genome assembly
AUGUUUUUCUUUUUUAUUCUCAUAUACUUUCUUUCUUUUUUUUUUUUCUUUCUUUCUUUCUUUCUUUUAAAUCAAGUCAUUUCCUUCUUUCUACAUAUUCUUCCUUUCAUAACCUCUUUUGUUUCGUUUACAACUUGUACAAUACAUUUUUCCAUUGUCAUUUCUUUAGCAAUGCCACUGUUGUUCUCUCUGUCCCGCGCCUUUUCUAUCUAUCUAUCUAUCUAUCUAUCUAUCUAUCUAUCUAUCUAUCUAUCUAUCUAUCUAUCUAUCUCAGUCUCUUCAUAUCUAUCUAUAUAUCUAUCUGUCUGUCUUCAUAUCUAUCUAUCUAUCUAUCUAUCUAUCUAUCUAUCUAUCUAUCUAUCUAUCUAUCUAUCUCAGUCUCUUCAUAUCUAUCUAUCAUCUAUCUCCUCAGGUCUCUUCAUAUCUAUCUAUAUAUCUCUAUCUAUCUCAGUCUCUUCAUAUCUAUCUAUCUAUCUAUCUAUCUAUCUAUCUAUCUAUCUAUCUAUCUAUCUAUCUCAGUCUCUUCAUAUCUAUCUAUAUAUCUAUCUGUCUGUCUUCAUAUCUAUCUAUCUAUCUAUCUAUCUAUCUAUCUAUCUCAUCUCUUCAUAUCUAUCUAUAUAUCUAUCUGUCUGUCUUCAUAUCUAUCUAUCUAUCUAUCUAUCUAUCUAUCUCAGUCUCUUCUAUCUAUCUAUCUAUCUCGGUCUCUUCAUCUAUCUAUAUCUAUCUAUCUAUCUCAGUCUCUUCAUAUCUAUCUAUCUAUCUAUCUAUCUAUCUCAGUCUCUUCAUAUCUAUCUAUCUAUCUAUAUAUCUAUCUGUCUGUCUUCAUAUCUAUCUAUCUAUCUAUCAUCUAUAUCUAUCUAUCUAUCUCAAUGUGCUUCAUCUAUCUAUCUAUCUAUCUAUCUAUCUAUCUAUCUAUCUAUCUAUCUAUCUGUUUUUCUAUCUUUCUUUUUCAUCUUUAGCAUUAACGUUAUUCUAUUUAGCCUUUCUUUUUUUUUACAUUUAACUUCUAUCACUUUGAAUAUGCGGAUAUUCUCAUCCCUUUUUUAUUUCUUUCUUUCCUUUCUUUUCUUUCUUUCUUUCUUUCUUUCGUAUGUUAUCCAGAGUUCUUUAGACGUAUUUCUUUUCAAUUUAUUCCUUAUUUUUCAUUUUUUUUUAAAUUUCCUUCUUCCUCCAUUUUUUUUAAUUUUUCUAAAUUUUUCGUUUAUCUUUUUUCAAGAUUGUUCUUAUGGUUGCCACUGUUGUUUGUUAUAUUUAAAAACAAAAGAAGAACAUAUUUACGCCCGCGUAAUUUUUUCUAAAAUCUAUCUAUCUAUCUAUCUAUCUAUCUAUCUAUCUAUCUCAGUCUCUUCAAUUUUAUAUUAUUUUUUUCAUAUCUAUCUAUCUAUAAAUCUAUCUAUCUAUUAUCUAAAUCUUCAUAUCUUAAUAAACGUUUUUCUUAUCUAUCUAUCUAUAUCCCCAUCUAUCUAUCUAUCCUAUCUAUCUAUUAAUCUUCAUGAUUAUAUAUCUAAAAAAAUCUUCAUAUCUUUUCUAAUCUAUCUAUCUAUCUAUCUUCUUAUUUAA